Protopterus annectens (West African lungfish) is the source of this 5151-nucleotide messenger RNA. It is a transcript of the gene PCYT2, whose product is annotated as phosphate cytidylyltransferase 2, ethanolamine. Gene Ontology annotation, biological process: phosphatidylethanolamine biosynthetic process. Gene Ontology annotation, molecular function: ethanolamine-phosphate cytidylyltransferase activity. Lineage: Eukaryota; Metazoa; Chordata; Ceratodontiformes; Protopteridae. The transcript is spliced from 13 exons. Gene Ontology annotation, cellular component: cytoplasm. The coding region runs from base 718 to 1869 and encodes 383 amino acids. The record is from RefSeq and is a predicted model, not a curated record.
UGUGAUAGGAACAGAUAUUGUGUAGGGAUAGUAAUCAGUCGUUUAGCAGCAGCUGUUUUAGAGACUUCUGUACAGUGCCCUUUUCUGUUUGUGCCGUUGUUAAUUGAUGUAAUUUGUCUCCGCUUUUAGUGACAUGCUAUUGCUAGUAGUAUUGGUAACUUUACCAAAUGUACCACCCACCGGCAGCUGCUGGUGACCCUUAAACCCUUCAUACUACCAUGGCACUGUUACCCCAAAGUCCGUCAUACCUCACUGGCACGCUGCUGACUGCUGUUUGUGGGACAUCUAACAGUAUGGAGAGGACCCCUCAGGAUCUUUCUCCUGCGUCAACGCUACCUGCCCUUGAACAGUUGAUGGCGUUGGCUUUAAUGUAUACCUUGUUAAUGCCGCUGUUUGGGACAAGUCACCCUUGUUGACCAGUAUUGAGGAUGGCACCUAGCUGCAUAAGCAAGUCGUACCGUAACUAUGUCGCAGAGCCCCUGUAUUUCACGGUACUGUGCGAGUUUAAUUGAUAUCCUUCUUUUACUAACUGUAAGUAGGAGGUUUGGCAUCGCACUCCCAUUACUGUGUUCAUCAUUAGUACUACCACACUGAUAUCCAUGUUCAUAUUGGCCUUACCAAGUACAGUACACUUGGCAUCUGCCUGCAUGGAUUCAUUAUGCAGCAUAUCUCAUGAGAAUGUGGCACUGAACCCUCAAGGUCCAUCUUUCUACUGACAUGACCUCCAUCUGUCUCCCUGCCUUUUUGUGUCCUGACCCUGUCAUCUAUGAUAUGGUGCAUUAUGGCCAUGCUAAUCAGCUACGGCAAGCUCGUGCCAUGGGCGACUACCUGGUUGUUGGAGUGCACACAGAUGAGGAAAUUGCCAAACAUAAGGGUCCCCCAGUGUUCACUCAAGAAGAAAGGUAUAAAAUGGUUCGUGCCAUCAAGUGGGUCGACGAGAUUGUGGAAGGUGCUCCAUAUGUCACCACUCUGGAAACUUUGGACAAGUACAACUGUGCUUUUUGUGUGCAUGGUGAUGACAUCACUCUGACUGUUGAUGGUAAAGACACUUACCAGGAAGUUAAGACAGCAGGAAGAUACAGAGAAUGUCACCGCACCCAGGGAGUGUCCACUACAGACCUGGUAGGCCGUAUGUUGCUGAUGACUAAAGCACACCACACCAAUAUUGAAAAGAACUCAGACUAUCAGAAGCACACAGAUAACUUUGGCAAGGGUCCCAAGGGUCGCAGUCCAUGGACAGGAGUUUCUCAGUUCUUGCAGACCUCACAGAAGAUAAUUCAGUUUGCAUCGGGUAAAGAACCAUCACCUGGAGACACAAUUAUUUAUGUUGCUGGUGCCUUUGAUCUAUUCCAUAUUGGGCAUGUGGAUUUCUUGGAGAAAGUGUAUAAGCUGGCAGAGAAACCAUACAUUAUUGCUGGGCUACAUUUUGAUCAGGAAGUAAAUCGUUAUAAAGGCAAGAACUACCCCAUAAUGAAUAUCCACGAGAGAACUCUAAGUGUCCUUGCCUGCCGGUAUGUCUCCGAGGUAGUUAUUGGAGCCCCAUAUGCAGUCACUGCAGAUCUCCUGGAUCAUUUCAAGAUUGACCUGGUAUGCCAUGGAAUAACCGAAGUAAUUCCUGACAAAGAUGGCUCAGACCCCUAUGCAGAACCAAAAAAUCGAGGCAUCUUCCAUACUGUGGACAGCUACAGCAGUCUCACUACAGAUAUUAUUGUCCAGAGAAUAAUCAGAAACAGGUUGGAAUUUGAAGCAAGAAACCAGAAGAAGGAAGCCAAGGAACUGGCUGUGCUUGAGGCUCUAAAGAAGCAGAAGAAGAAUGCUGUGGCUGAAGAGCAGAAUGGAAUCCGGGAACAGGAAGUGCAAGACAUCUAAUGUAGCUGGAAUGAAAGCUAGUAUUCUCUUACUAAAUUCAGCAGCACAGUCUAUGUCUGACAUCAACAUACUGACCUCGGACAGCACCUUCAUGUCAGCAGUAAAACUGCACUAAGAAUUUUAACCAGACUAACUUUCUGUUGUCCCAGAUUCCUCUUCUGUCUGGAGAUGUAGCUUCAUUUUUCCUUCUCUGGUGUAUACCAAAGCAUCAGAGUUCUGUGCCUGUGUUUAUAGCUGUUGAAUUUACUGGUAAACUAAAUGAAAUACCUUUGAUUUCAAGGCUUUGAGGAAAAAAGUGUUAACUCACUCAAGGUGUUUUACUUGUAAAAGAAGUCUCUGACAUUGUAUACAAUAUACAGUAAGGCAUUGCAAGAAAAGUAAUUAGUUCUAGGGGCUGUAGUAGCUCUCUCAGGUUAAAAAGAAACUUACUUUGCCAGAGGCAUGCUGAAUAUAACAUUUUAAACUGUAUUUUAUUUAAUGAAUGAAUGGCACUAGAACAUUUUUAUUCAGGGGCAGCUGUAUCAACAUUCUGUAAUGCCUCACAAGUGAUGAGCCUGAAGGUUUGAAACGGACAGCCUUUGAGUACAGAAAAGUCAUUAGAGUCAUGGUGACUUGGGUUGCUAAUUGUUCUCAGACAGGAGAAUUCCAGUCUUGUAUCCCUGGCUUUCAUAUCCCAAACUUGUAGAUUUUAAAAAGUCAUCUCAUUUUCAGUUUGGCAAGUUAAAUUUCAGUGAAACGCUGACUGUCAUUAAGUAAAAUGGCAGGCAUAUCGCUGACAGACUGCCUUGGUCUUUGCCUGCACAUUUUGGGUGCUGCAUCAACGUUUUGUCAAAAGUAAUCACUUCUGUUUUAACUUUCCUGAGAAAAUGUUUUGGAAUUGUUUGACUUGUGUGAUUUGCUGUGCAUUUUUGCUUUUCUUAUUGAACAAAAAGAAGCCCUGACAAAUAUGCACUGUGCUGAGAGGGGAGGGAUGACACAGGGGGAAGGCAGAAUUUUGUAUCCCCCGCCCCACAAAAAGAAAAAAGUGAAGAUCACAAGGAGAAAUCCUUCUACGUCAGAUAACUGUGUUUAAAUUAUUGUUUUGAUAAUAACAUAGCCAAUUUCUAAGCAUUUUUUCUAACUGGGAAGUUGAACAGCCACAUAUCUGAAACACAUCAGUUUUGGAGUUAUUACAUGACGUGUGGUUGUCUGCUGCUGGUGUAACUCUUGAAAUAUUCAGAGCCACUAAUUGGACUGGAUUGGUUUGAGUAAACAGGGAAAUAACUUGCUUCAUACAUUUUGGUUGAAAUCAGAACCCACAAAUGUGAAUGUUUAAGUUCUGUUUUUGUAUAAUUGUUAGUUCAGUUUUGUAGUCUUAAUUUUGCAUUAUAAAUGGCAUUACUGUGUAUAACUGUAUGGACAUAACCACUUUAAGCUUAAUCAAGCAUAUAUGGUCUGCAAACUCUAAUGUUAGUAAGUCAGCCCACACCAUCCCUCUCCAAAAACUCUGCAUUCCUAUGCCCUUAUUUGGAAAUGUAGUUUGGAAAAUGGAGCCAAUUAAAGCCUAUUGCAUACCUGUAUAGUUCUGUCCCGAUUUCAGAAUUACUUAUUCUCUGGGAGUAUGUUGCACCAAGAUCUCCAGCAGCUGUAAAACAGGAGCAAGUUGGCACAGCUUCCUACCCUGAGCACAGGUUAAUUUCAAAUAUAGCGUCUGGUGAGUCUGUUUGGUGCAGGCAAAGGAUAUCCUUUUAAAACAGAACAGCAAGCCAGAGACUGGACAAGCAACAUUUUGGGUUUAUACUAGCAAUUUUUUUGUUAAUACCUGUAAUGUGGACUAAAAAUUAAGAAAACAUGUCUACUGGAAAUUACUGUGAGCCAUCAGCCACUGCCUGGGUUCGAACAUCUGCAUUCAGUUAGUUUAUGUUAGUGUUUUGCUUGCUUUUUGGAACCUCCUUCUCCUUUAUCAUCAAGCCCUUGUCCCCCAUUGGUUGUCUGAAGCCAAAUUUCCAGUUGUGGAGGAAUCAUCUGAGGUGAGUAGUCAUCUGCAGAUGGUUUGGAUUUUUAUUUUGUGCCGUACCCUUUUUUGUCCUGCCCCAUGCCUAAUGUGCAGCGAUGUCAUUGUGGACCCAAGUCCACUGAUGAUGUGCUGUAGCAUUUAUCAUUGUCUUUGGAUGGGGGCUGAAACCCACUUUUCUGCUAUAUGUCAUUGCCCCUCCAGAAAACAUAUCCUACAACUAGGAUAGGUGUGCCAGCAAAGCAUUACUUAUUCCUACUACCCCACCCAGCCCUUGGACGUGGACCUUAGAGACUGAGUUGACCAAUUUAACUAAGGUCUCCUGCUCCAUGGAGCUUGAGUGUCCUUCUCACUUUCACACCAUUAUACCCUACCUCAGUCAAGUGCAGCAUCUUGGCUGUUCUGAUUUUCUUCACUUCCUCUGUAGAUUAAGCAUUUGUCAUAUUAGUUUUUUCUGCAUUUACCUUUUUACCCAGUCUUAUUGGAGAUGGUUUUACUGCUUAGGAAGACUGCAUGGGACAAAACCCAAUAGACAGUUAAUGUGCUUCUCUCUUUCUGAUGCAUACUGAUUGCUUUGAUUCCCAUUUAUUUUACUGCCACUUGUGACUUUUGAGUUCGAUUUAACUAUUUUAUCCAGCUAAACAUUUUCACCAAGUUACUGAAGGCAGAUCAGCAAGCACAUCCCAUUUUAAUCCCACACCUCAGCUGACUCACUCAGUCAACACAAAGCUUCCUGUCAAUUAUUUUUCUGCUGGGUAGUUGGAAGAUAGAAAGAUGUACCCAUUGGUUGAGGGUGUGUUACUUUUUUGUUUUAGAGCACUCCAUGUUGAUGAGUAGGGAGUGGGCAUUCAGGAAGAUUAACAGAUCACCAUGCAUACCUUCUUGCUUUAUGUGGCAGUGAAAUGCUGAACAAAUUACAUUAUUUAAAUAAUGUAAAGUAAAUAAAUGCAAUUACUUUGUUCUUACAUUGUACUUAAAUUAAAAAAAAAAAUAUAUAUAUAUAUAUAUUAAAUAAAUUAUUUAUCUUUAAAAUGUGUGGAUUAAAUGUAUUUUUUUUAAAUCCUUAGGCUGGGUCUUGGAACUAUUUUGGUGGGAAGCAACAGAAAAAGUACUCAGUUGAUCUGUGAUUAGUCAUUCUAAUGUGGUUUAACUGUUGUGAUCUUGAAUUAGCCAGUUUGUCGACUUCACUGGUGAGACUGUCACAGACUAAUGCCAACAUGGUAAAUGUCUCUGUACCAGCUUGAGUUCCUCUGCUGGAUUUAUUAUUAAAGAUUGUUCUGAAUAUUUAA